AGGCUACUUUAUGUUGCAAGUAAUCUGGUGGUAGGGGUUGGAACAUGUAGUGAGACCACUUGCCCCCGUAGUUCAUUGUGACGCAUGUUCUUUGUGCUUAAACUACAUGAAGUUUGACUAAAAGUAAAAGUACGCCUACGCCAAUCUACCUUCCUAUGAAUGUUGUAUGUCCUGAGACAUUUUUUUUUCGUGUACGUCAUAUUGGUGAGACUAACUACUUCUAUAUCUGAUUCGCUUUCUUUUACUGCUGCUCCUGGUUCAUCUGUCACUCUUUCUCCUACUGUAUUCGAGACGAGGAGUAAGUCCUGACCCUGAAGACGCUCGCCUCUUUCGGCUGAUUUUCAUUUUCAUUUUCUGCAUUUGUUUUGUAGUUGUACCGGUCGGAGAUCUACUUCAUCAAACUUCAGCACACGACUACCAUGAUCUCCUCUUCCAAGCCCAAGACGAUGCUCCCGGUGAAGCGCAAAUUUCAGGGCGACGUUCUGUCGGAAGAUACCCUGUUUUGUCCCGAACUUUUGUUCGACCGAAAGCGGAGGCGCAACGAGAGCACAGCGGGGUUCGUGUCAAUUCCCUCCAGCCCGGUGCGACCCUCCAGCUCCUCGUCUUCUUCGUCCAGCCAGAAUCGAACCCUGGAACACCAGGUGGACCUGCUAGCCGCGAACGUGGAGGCGCACCAGGAGAAGAUUCCGCUCCUGGGUGGUGUUCUUGACACCAGCGAGGACGAGGAUUCCAUUCCGGACGAGACCAGCAACGGGUCGAUUUGUAGUUCUAUCGCUAGUGCUAGCCGCAAGCGGAACAAGAAUAAAUCUUCCGCACUAGCAGGUGCGGGUGUUGUGUCCACUUCCCUAUCCCUGUCCCCCGACACGAGGCAGCGGCACAUGCUCCGGGUCGCGCCGCCGGCCAAAAAGAAGUCGGACGAGGUGGGCAUGGUGUUCGGCUCCUCGCGGUUCCAGCUGGCCAUGAAGUCCACCACGGUGUUCCGCCUCUCGAGUCCCGAUAUCGACUUGCGAACCAGGCGAAAGGAGAGAAAAGCCUUUUUGAAGUCCCUGACUACGGAGCUGCCGACCAGAUACGGCGAGCAACAGGAAACAAUAAAUCCAGCGGUAGAGCACCAUAGUACAACGUUGUGCCCCCUCGUGUCGCCGUCCCCGUCGCCGCCGCCGGAAUUCCCGCUAGAUCGAGUGCUGAUAUCAUCAUCUUCGCCCGAUGUUGAAAUCGUGAACAACUCGAAAAGUUGUAGCCCGCCGCCGAGCUCGACCGCAUCGUUCGACGCUUAUUUUCCUCAGCACAAAAAUACUGAUCAGCAGCAUCAGCUCGAUAGCAUGAUUCCCUC
Amoebophrya sp. A120 is the source of this 1333-nucleotide messenger RNA. NCBI's taxonomy places the organism in Eukaryota, Dinophyceae, Syndiniales, Amoebophryaceae. The record is from the annotation of a GenBank genome assembly.